Molecule: messenger RNA, 1887 nt
Organism: Stegastes partitus (bicolor damselfish)
Lineage: Eukaryota; Metazoa; Chordata; Actinopteri; Pomacentridae
Gene: pepd
Product: peptidase D
Exons: 15
Coding region: 34-1521 (495 amino acids)
Molecular function (GO): manganese ion binding; metalloaminopeptidase activity
Source: RefSeq, a predicted model, not a curated record
GAGCACGUGACAGAGUGGAUUCCCAGUUCCGUCAUGGCUGCAGCACCGCAACCUGUCUACUGGCUGGGUAAUGACACCCUGAGGGUGUCUGCUGCCCUUUUUGCUGAGAACCGUCGCCGACUGUGCCAGGGGCUGAAAGCCAAAGAUGGAGUGGUGUCAAAGUCAGUGGUGGUGCUGCAGGGGGGAGAGCAGAAGCAGAGGCACUGCACCGACACGGACCUCCUCUUCAGGCAGGAGUCUUUCUUCCACUGGGCUUUUGGAGUGACUGAGGCUGACUGCUAUGGAGCCAUUGAUGUGGACUCUGGAAAAUCCAUUCUUUUUGUUCCUAAACUGCCUGAAAGCUAUGCUACUUGGAUGGGAGAGAUCUUUCCUAAAGAGCACUUCAAGGAGAAGUACGCUGUUGAUGAGGUUCAAUACACCGGUGACAUUGCUGAUGUCCUGUCCAACCUGAAGCCGGCAGUUCUCCUCACACUGCGAGGACUGAACACAGACAGUGGGAGCAUCUGCCGUGAAGCCUCCUUUGAAGGAAUUAGUCGUUUCCAAGUGAACAACACUCUUGUACACCCAGUCAUUGUGGAAUGCCGCCUCGUAAAGACGGAUAUGGAGCUGGAGGUUCUGCGCUACACCAACAGGAUUUCCAGUGAUGCCCACAAAAUGAUCAUGAAGCAGGUGAAACCUGGACAAAAAGAAUAUGAAAUGGAGAGUCUGUUCCAGCACUACUGCUACACCAAAGGAGGGAUGCGCCACACCUCGUACACCUGCAUCUGUGGAACGGGCAACAACUCCUCUGUCCUCCACUACGGCCACGCUGGGGCUCCCAAUGACAAGACGAUUAUGGAUGGAGACAUGUGUCUGUUCGACAUGGGUGGAGAGUACUACUGCUACUCCUCAGACAUCACCUGCUCCUUCCCAGCCAACGGCAAGUUCACUGCCGACCAGAGGGCCAUCUACGAGGCCGUCCUAAAAUCCUCCCGCGCCGUCCUGGCUGCCAUCAAACCAGGUGUGAAGUGGUCCGACAUGCACCGCCUGGCCGACAGGGUUCACCUGGAGGAGCUCGUGAAGAUCGGCAUCCUGCACGGCAACGUGGACGACAUGGUGAAGAUCCACCUGGGUUCCGUCUUCAUGCCCCACGGCCUGGGACACCUGCUGGGCAUCGACGUGCACGACGUGGGAGGCUACCCUGAGGGGGUGGAGCGUAUUGACGAGCCAGGACUGAGGAGUCUUCGGAUGGGACGUCUGGUGCAGGAGCGGAUGGUCCUCACCGUGGAGCCUGGCAUAUACUUUAUCAACCACCUGUUGAACCAGGCCCUGGCCAACCCUGCCCAGAGCUGCUUCAUCAACAACCAAGUGCUGGCUCGCUUCCGCGGCUUCGGAGGGGUUCGCAUUGAAGACGACAUCGCAGUGACAGCGGACGGCAUCGAGCUGCUGACCUGCGUCCCUCGCACAGUGGAGGAGAUCGAGGCUUUCAUGGCCGACCCUGGGAAACCCUUCAGCCCAGUAGUCAGCAGUGAGAAGUUCUGAAUGUUCACCAUCAGUAGCGUCUGAGCUGCUUGCUGCAGCCCUGCAACUACCACAGUUGAACUCAAGUCCUUCACUCUCUCUCUCAUGUAUCACUCCUACAACAAAUUCACAGUGAAUAUAAUCACAUGAAAAGCUUCAUGCAGUAUCUUCAGAAAGCGCUCAUGAUGAUGUUAAAAACAUUUCAUUCUGAUCAGAGCAACAGUCACUUUAAGGGACAAGCUGUAUAUUCAUCUAUAGACUGUUCUGUGCCUCCUGCAAAAGCUUAAUUUUAUAAUUUUUCUAACAAUAAUUCCUAUUCUUAUAUGUUUCGCUUCAAGUAUUGACAAAAAAAAGCUGUGAAUUUGAAAUAAACGUUUUAAUUUGCAA